UUCGCCAUUUUCUUUGUCGCUUUGUCGCGCUGUGGGGUAUUCUGAAUUCUGUGAUCAAAAACUUGUGAAUAAGCAUUAAAAAUGGAGAUGUCUUUGAAUCCCGUGCGUAUACUCAAAAAUGAGGCGCAGGAGGAGAAAGCCGAAAUGGCGCGUCUGUCGUCGUUUAUUGGUGCCAUUGCCAUUGGAGAUCUUGUAAAGAGUACCCUGGGACCAAAGGGCAUGGACAAAAUCUUGGUGUCUACUGGCCGUAAUGCCGGGCAAGUGGAAGUUACCAAUGACGGAGCCACCAUUUUACGCGCCAUUGGCGUUGAUAAUCCAGCUGCUAAAAUUCUGGUCGAUAUGUCGCGUGUACAGGACGAAGAGGUUGGCGAUGGCACCACAUCCGUGACUGUGCUUGCAUCCGAAUUGUUGCGCGAGGCUGAGAAACUGGUUGAACAGAAGCUGCAUCCACAGAUCAUUGUGGCCGGCUGGCGUACGGCCGCCCAGGUGGCUCUCGAGGCACUCACAGCCGCCGCUCAGGACAACUCGGCCAAUAAUGAGAAAUUCAAAAAGGAUUUGCUCAACAUCGCACGCACCACAUUGUCAUCAAAGAUCCUGCAUCAGCAUAAGGAUUUCUUUGCCAAUCUGGCCGUCGAUGCAGUGCUGCGUCUUAAGGGCUCCGGUGAACUCAAAUCAAUACAGAUUAUUAAAAAGUCCGGCGGCACAUUGGACGACUCGUUCCUCGAUGACGGCUUUCUGCUGGACAAGAAGCCCGGCGUGCAUCAGCCACAGCGCAUUGAAAACGCAAAGAUUCUGAUUGCCAACACGCCGAUGGACACGGACAAAAUCAAAGUAUUUGGCAGCAGCAUCAAGGUUGACUCAUUGUCCAAGAUCGCCGAUCUAGAGAUGGCCGAAAAGGAGAAGAUGAAAGAGAAAGUUGAUAAGAUUCUGAGCCACAAAUGCAAUGUGUUCAUCAAUCGCCAGCUUAUCUAUAACUAUCCUGAGCAGCUGUUCGCUGAUGCCCAAGUGAUGGCCAUUGAACAUGCCGAUUUUGAUGGCAUUGAGCGCUUAGCCUACUGCACCGGCGGCGAGAUUGUGUCCACAUUUGAGAAUCCCGCCUUGGUCAAGCUCGGCGAGUGUCAGCUCAUUGAGCAGGUGAUGAUCGGCGAGGACACACUGCUGCGCUUCAGCGGUGUCAAGCUGGGCGAAGCCUGUACAGUUGUUAUUCGUGGCGCCACACAACAGAUCCUCGACGAGGCUGAUCGCUCCCUUCACGAUGCGCUGUGCGUGUUGGCAGCCACUGUCAAGGAGUCGCGCAUCAUUUAUGGCGGCGGCUGCUCCGAAGCUCUAAUGGCCAAUGCGGUCUUCAAAAAGGCAUCCGAAACAGCCGGCAAGGAAGCUAUUGCCAUUGAGGCCUUCGCACGUGCCCUGCUGUCACUACCCACAGCUAUUGCCGACAAUGCUGGCUUUGAUUCGGCCCAACUGAUCUCCGAACUGCGCGCUGGCCAUGCCCAGGGCAAGCAUCAUCUGGGUCUGGACAUGGAUCAAGGCAAGGUGGCCGACGUGCGCGAACUGGGCAUCACAGAGUCCUUUGCUGUGAAGCGUCAGGUGCUCAUGUCCGCCGCUGAGGCUGCCGAAAUGAUUCUGCGUGUGGAUGAUAUCAUCAAGUGUGCGCCACGUCGUCGUGUGCCCGACAGGGGCUAUUGCUAAACAUCAAUUCUUAUAUAAGUAUUUUUGUCUAGGAUUUUUUUUUAAAACCUUACAACUCUCGUUUAACAUCAUCGCUAAUUUUAUGUUUCUGUUUAAACUAAUAACACACACAUGUAUACACACGCACGCACACACCCACACUCGCCUGGGCACAGCCAACGCAAUUAACUUCUCUAAAUUGUUUGUGAAAAUUUCAAAUCUGUUUUUGUUACACGAAUUACCAAUGUUGCGCAAGCUCAGCUUAUACUAAAGAGAGGACCGAACAAAAACAACUAAAAAAAAAAAACAAAAAAAAAAACAUUUGAAAAAUGUCUAAAACCCACAUAAACAACAGACACACAAGCAACUUGUAAAUGAAUACAAUUUUUGUAAACGUUUUAUGUGCGCAAAUUGAAUCAAACUACACAGCAAAAAAAAUAAAAUAAAAUAAAAGAAAUGAUAUUU
This is a messenger RNA of Drosophila novamexicana, 2133 nucleotides long. It is a transcript of the gene CCT2, whose product is annotated as T-complex protein 1 subunit beta. Gene Ontology annotation, cellular component: chaperonin-containing T-complex; cytosol. The transcript is spliced from 4 exons. Gene Ontology annotation, molecular function: ATP binding; ATP-dependent protein folding chaperone; ATP hydrolysis activity. Gene Ontology annotation, biological process: protein folding. Bases 82 to 1689 code for a protein of 535 amino acids. The record is from RefSeq and is a predicted model, not a curated record. Lineage: Eukaryota; Metazoa; Arthropoda; Insecta; Diptera; Drosophilidae.